GAUCGCGAGGAUGGGGGUGACCGCGUCCGGAGCCCUCCUCUUGCGGCUGUCGGCUGCCCUGGUCUUGACCCAGACCUGGGCAGGCUCCCACUCCCUGCGGUAUUUCUCCACCGCCGUGUCCCGGCCAGGCCACGGGGCCCCCCGGUACAUCGCUGUCGGCUACGUGGACGACACGCAGUUCGUGCGGUUCGACAGCUACGCGGAGAACCUGAGGAUGGAACCGCGGGCGCCGUGGGCAGAGCGGGAGGGGCCGGAGUAUUGGGAGGAGGAGACCCAGCGCGUCAAGGACCUUGCACAGAUUGAGCGAGUGUGCCCAGACAUCGUGCGCGGCUACUACAACCAGAGCAACGGCGGGUCUCACACCUACCAGAGGAUGUAUGGCUGCGACGUGGCGCCGGACGGACACCUUCUUCGCGGGUACUAUCAGGACGCCUACGAUGGCGCCGACUACAGGGCCCUGAACGAGGACCUGCGCUCCUGGACCGCGGCGGACACAACGGCUCAGAUCACCCAGCGCAAGUGGGAGGCAGAGGGUGCGGCGGAGCGUUAUGCGGAGCACUGGAGGGUCUACCUGGAGGGCAGGUGCGUGGAGUCGCUGCGCAGACACCUGGAGUACGGGAAGGACACGCUGCAGAGCGCGGAUCCCCCAAAGACUCGUGUGACCCACCACCCCGCUUCUGACCGUGAGGCCACCCUGAGGUGUUGGGCCCUGGGCUUCUACCCUGCAGAGAUCACGCUAACCUGGCAACGGGAUGGGGAGGACCAGACCCAGGACACAGAGCUUAUAGAGACCAGGCCUUCCGGAGACAACAGAACCUUCCAGAAGUGGGCUGCUGUGGUGGUGCCUUCUGGAGAGGAGCAGAAUUAUAUAUGCCAUGUGCAGCAUGAGGGGCUGCAGGAGCCCCUCACCCUGAGAUGGGAGCCAUCUUCCCAGCCCAGCAUCCCCAUGGUGGGCAUCAUUGCUGGCCUGGUUCUCCUUGGAACUGUGCUCAUUGGAGCUGUGGUUGCUGCUGUGAUGUGGAGGAAGAAGAGUUCAGGUGGAAAAGGAGGGAGCUACACUCAGGCUGGAAGCGGUGACAGUGCCCAGGCAUCAGAUAUGUCUCUCACAACUUAUAAAGGUGAGACCUAG
This is a messenger RNA of Nycticebus coucang (slow loris), 1129 nucleotides long. Its product is annotated as patr class I histocompatibility antigen, A-126 alpha chain-like. Gene Ontology annotation, molecular function: signaling receptor binding; peptide antigen binding. Gene Ontology annotation, biological process: antigen processing and presentation of endogenous peptide antigen via MHC class I via ER pathway, TAP-independent; antigen processing and presentation of endogenous peptide antigen via MHC class Ib; immune response. The coding region runs from base 11 to 1129 and encodes 372 amino acids. NCBI's taxonomy places the organism in Eukaryota, Metazoa, Chordata, Mammalia, Primates, Lorisidae. Gene Ontology annotation, cellular component: external side of plasma membrane. The record is from RefSeq and is a predicted model, not a curated record. The transcript has 7 exons.